Molecule: messenger RNA, 2720 nt
Organism: Procambarus clarkii (red swamp crayfish)
Lineage: Eukaryota; Metazoa; Arthropoda; Malacostraca; Decapoda; Cambaridae
Product: acyl-CoA synthetase short-chain family member 3, mitochondrial
Cellular component (GO): mitochondrial matrix
Molecular function (GO): propionate-CoA ligase activity
Source: RefSeq, a predicted model, not a curated record
GGGGGGGGGGGGGGGGUUCCCCAAUAUAAAUAUAAAUUCUAAUGGUAAUAAAGAUGCUGGUGGCGUGUAUAAGGUUAGCGGCUGUAGACGACAACAAUGUUGUUUACAGUUGGAUGAUGAGCCUGUAUCCGGGAGUCAGUGUGGACUAUGUUGGUGCGAGGAGCGGGAGUGGCCUGGGCGGCCGGGCUUGGAGUGGACACCUGCCUCGCUAGUAGUGUCAGGUGUAUUACACGUGCGACUCCGGGCGGUUUACUGCCACAGAAACAAUGGCGGUUCUCGAGUACUUGGGGCACCACACCAUCACACCCACUACACCCGUCUUCCCGAAACACGUGUUUCCGUCCAUUACACGCGCUUUUCCGCCCAAAACACGUGCCUUUCCGCCAACUAAACACUUGUGGUCCGAGUGGUACGUACGAGGAGCUGCACUGGCGGUCCAUCCAUGACCGAGAGGCGUUCUGGGCGGAGGUGGGGGCUGGGGUGGAGUGGCACAAGCCCUUCACGAGGGUACUGGACGACUCGCAGCUGCCCUUCUGUAGGUGGUACGUGGACGGGGAGCUCAACACCUGCCACAACGCCGUCGACCGUCACGUGACCGCUGGUCGGGGUGACCAGGUGGCCAUCAUCCACGACUCUCCCGUCACGGGCUCCGUCACCAAGACGACCUAUUCCCAGCUUCAGGAACAAGUGUCUCUCAUGGCCGGCGGCCUGGCCGAACUUGGUGUGGGUUACGGUGACCGCGUCAUGAUCUACAUGCCCAUGGUGACGGAAGCGGUAGUGGCCAUGCUGGCCACAGUGCGGCUGGGGGCCACACACUCCUUGGUGUUCGGGGGGUUCGCGGCACGAGAGCUGGCAGCCCGCAUAUCCCACUUGCGGCCCCUAGUGGUGGUGAGCGCCUCCUGCGGCGUCGAGCCCUCGCGCCUAGUGCACUACAAGCCUAUCCUGGACGAGGCCAUCCAGCUGUCGUGCCACAAGCCGCAGCACUGCGUCCUGCUGCAGCGGGAAGGUCUGCCAGAGGCCCCCCUGACCCCCGGGCGGGACGAGUCUUGGCACCACGUCAUGGCCACGGCCUCUCCGGCACCCCCUCUCCCGGUCCACUCAGACCAUCCUUGUUACGUCCUGUACACCUCUGGCACCACCGGGCAGCCCAAGGGUAUCGUGCGGCCCACGGGUGGCCAUGCUGCAGUCUUGCCAUGGACCAUGAAGGCCGUGUAUGGCAUGGAGCGUGGCGAUGUGUGGUGGGCCGCGUCGGAUCUGGGGUGGGUUGUGGGCCACUCAUACAUCUGCUACGGCCCCUUGUUGAACGGCAACACCACCGUCAUCUGCGAGGGCAAGCCCGUGGGCACCCCGGACGCCGGCCAGUUCUUCCGUGUUAUUGAGGAACACGGCGUGAAGGGCAUGUUCACGGCCCCCACGGCCCUGAGGGCCAUCAUACACCAAGACCCCGAGGCCACUCACGCUCGCAGGUACGACUUGUCAGCCCUCAAGUACCUGUUUGUGGCCGGGGAGCCGCUGGACCAGGAGACGCGGGCGUGGGCCCUGGAGACCUUCAGGGUGCCGGUGCUGGACAACUGGUGGCAGACGGAGACGGGCUACGCCAUCACCGCCCACGCCGUCGGCUUGAACAUGCCUCUCCACCCCCCUCGCGGCGCUACCGGUAAGCCCUUCGUCGGUUUCGACCUGUCUGUUGUGACUGAAGGUCGCGAGGCCGCCACGGGGGAGUUAGGACGCAUCGUCUGCCGCCUGCCGCUGCCGCCUGGCUGCAUGAGCACACUCUACAAUGCCUCGGAACGUUUCGUGGAGACAUACUUCACGCAGUUCCCCGGUUACUACGACACGAUGGACGCCGGUGUUCGUGACGCAAAUGGGUACGUAGGGGUCCAGUCGCGGGACGACGACGUCAUUAACGUAGCGGGCCACCGCCUGAGCACCCUGUCGCUGGAGGAGGCCAUGUUGGAACACCCUCAGGUAGUGGACGCGGCCGUGGUGGGGGUCCCGGACCCCAUGAAGGGGGAAGUUCCAUUCGGUUUUUUCGUGAUGAAGGAGGGAAGCGAGUCGACGGAGGAGGAGACAGCGGAGGAGGUGGUGUCGGUGGUGCGGAGGGUGGUGGGGCCGGUGGCUGCCUUCCGCCUGUGUGCACGCGUCACCGGCCUCCCCAAGACGCGCUCUGGCAAGACUCCCAGGAGGAGCUUCGCCGACCUGGCCCGGGGUAAGGCCGUCCAGAUCUCCUCUACCAUCGAGGACCCGUCACUCUAUCUCGAUGUUCUCGAUGCCCUCAGACGACGCGGUUAUGCUCUCCACACUCCGGACCCCGCCAUGCCCUGACCUACCAUCGCCUCUCGUCACCCCGUCACCACUGCUCCCAACACCUUCGUCUUGCCAUCUGACCUCUAAAGUUGUGUUAAACACUGAACUUGCAGAGUGAACACUAUUCCUGUGUUAUAAAAAGUAUUGAGCGCAUCAUACAGACCAAGAACAAGAACAUUCUUAAGAAUGUCAUUUGGUGGAGUGUAGACACUUGCAGAGUUAUGAGGCCAGCUGGGUCGUCUCUGUUGUUGGUGCCACUAAUAGUUCUUGUAGUAGGAGACGUGGGCAAGAUGGGGUCGACUGUACCUAUCGUGUGUCUGGGUAGCGUUCCUUGUUGCUUUAUUUGUAUGGCAUGUGUAUGGAUAUUUAUAUAAUUUAAAUAAUUUUAGUAAAUUGAUGUGACCACCAGUUUA